Molecule: messenger RNA, 288 nt
Organism: Penicilliopsis zonata CBS 506.65
Lineage: Eukaryota; Fungi; Ascomycota; Eurotiomycetes; Eurotiales; Aspergillaceae
Exons: 4
Coding region: 1-288 (95 amino acids)
Source: RefSeq, a predicted model, not a curated record
AUGUUGCGCGUCUUCUCGUUGAGCCUCAUGCUCGUUGCCCUCGCAGCCGCACAGGGACAGACCCAGAUCCAUCUCACGACCGCUGAAGAGAGUCACUCCUUGACUGUUCCGUUCAAGGAAUGCGUCAAUCUGCCGGAAGAACCUAUCACCGCGCUGACGAUAUCGCAUAAAUGCGUCUUCUUCACACACCCCGAAUGUAUCGGUCGCGCCGUCGAACUCCGGCCUGGAGACCAUUCUGCCCCGGAGCCCGUGGAGGUCGCGAGCGCGUACUGCCAGUUUACCUUUUGA